AUGGCAUCAAUAACUCGUUUGUCAUUAACAUCAUCGGCAUUAUGUCGUUUAUUAAUGAAUCGUAAUGCUGGUCUUAUUCAACAACAUUUACCUUCAAUGAUUAUUCCGUCCGCUGCCCAACAACGAACAAUUGCUACUACAGCUGUUCGUCGAGAUAUUGAUUCAGCAGCUAAAUACAUUGGAGCUGGUGCUGCAACUGUCGGUGUAGCCGGUGCUGGUGCAGGUAUUGGAACAGUAUUUGGUUCACUUGUCGUUGCCUAUGCCAGAAAUCCAAGUUUAAAACAACAACUCUUCUCAUAUGCCAUCUUGGGAUUUGCUUUGUCCGAAGCCAUGGGUCUCUUCUAUCUUAAUCUUAGUAUUACAUCUGACGAUGAUUAUUUUGAUGCUAAUAAUUGUGAUGAUAUUGUUAUCGAAACAAUUGAAAAAACAGAUAAAAAUCUAAAUGAGAAAAAAGCAUCUCAUCAAUCGACAAUUAAAAAAUUAUUUACGGAAAACAUUCAAGAUCAAUUCAUAUCGAAUAAUUCAAUUUCACAAUCUGGUUAUUAUGGACCAAUAAAUACAAUUUUAUAUAGUAUAAUUGAACGUUCAGAAAGUUCACCAUUGAUUCAACAUGAUAAAUUUUCUACUGAUGAUAUUAUUGAACAAACGAAUGAUAUUCGUCAAAUGAUUCAAGCAUUACAUAAAGAUAUUUUACAACUUAAAACAAAUUCAAAGAAAGAAACAAUGAAUGAUCUAUCAAUAGAAGAACAAACUAUACUAAAUAUAGCUACAAAAAAUUUAAUUCAAGUAAUCAUAUCGACUAGAAUCGAUAAUAGAUCGAGUGAAACAAAACUGUUAAAUAAUGUUAAGAAUAAUAAAUAUAAUGAAAAUUCACAUUCAGAUAUUGCUUUAAAUGAAACAGAAAAUUUACUGACAAUGCAUUUUCAACAUCCUAAUUGUGUAACUGUAUUUACUAUAAAUUCUAGUAUGCCACAAGUACCAACUAAAACAACUGUAAUAGCUACUAGUGAUGAUGAUGAAGACGAAAAAUCAUAUGAUGAUUAUACUGUAACAUCACAACAUUUUAUAACUACUAAUGAAGACUUUGAAAAUAUUCUUUCAAGAGAUGAACGAAUAUCAAACAAUGAAUUAUUUCUACAGCAAGAUUCAGUUAUGUACAAUAAUGAACAAUUAGAUUGGCCUUAUCAUUCAUCAAAACUAGAUCCUUUUUCUAAUACUAUCCCAUCUCAUCUUCCUAUUGCUCAAUCUAAUAAUCGAGAUUCAUCAUUUAAACAAAUAUUUCUCUCUCGUUUUCAUCAUCAUCAUCAUCCAAUAAAUAAUCUAUCUACAUUACAAUCUUCAUCAAUUAAUGCUUCGAAUAAUCUUUCAUCUCAUUUAACAACUUUAAAUCAUUCAAAACAACGAAUAUUUCGAGUUCGUAAAAGUCGAAUUAUUGUUUCAUUCGAUGAUAUUCAACAAGAAGAUGAUGCUGGUACUACUGUCAUUUAUGAUAUAUUACUAGAUACUAAUCAUGCUCAUUCUGAUAAUGAACAACAAACAAAUGAUUCAAUUAUAUCACUUUUUCAUUCGUUUAAUUCAGCUAUUCAAGAAAGUGAAAUAUUAAUACCCAAUAAUCAAUCAUUCUAUCGAGACCGUAGUGAAAGUGAAGAUUCUUCAUCGGAGAUUAGCAAUAGUUUAUACAGUGUAACGAGUCAAUAUGUUUUUAUAUAA
Adineta steineri is the source of this 1710-nucleotide messenger RNA. Lineage: Eukaryota; Metazoa; Rotifera; Eurotatoria; Adinetida; Adinetidae. The record is from the annotation of a GenBank genome assembly.